This is a messenger RNA of Nicotiana attenuata, 2937 nucleotides long. RefSeq names its product probable methyltransferase PMT26. Gene Ontology annotation, cellular component: cytoplasm; trans-Golgi network; endosome. The record is from RefSeq and is a predicted model, not a curated record. Gene Ontology annotation, molecular function: methyltransferase activity. The coding region runs from base 245 to 2641 and encodes 798 amino acids. Lineage: Eukaryota; Viridiplantae; Streptophyta; Magnoliopsida; Solanales; Solanaceae. The transcript has 9 exons.
AAUAAAAUAUUAAGUCGGGGGAACAUCCAAGAAUCUCCCUUUACUGCUAUACCACUACUCCUCUCGUCGUCUUCUUCUUCUUCACUCCUAUUUAUUCAUGCCCAUUAUCCCUCACUUCACAUACCCAGAACCCCAAAAUAAUGAUUCACUCCUAACAGCUUCCUCUAUCUCAGAUCUGUUUUUAGAGCUACUAAAAGGUGAAUAGAGGAAUUUGAAGGACUGAUAGAAUUGAUCGGCAAAAACAAUGGCAUUAGGAAAGUACUCUAGAGUUGAUGGUAGGAAGUCCUCGAGUUAUUGCUCGACUGUGACUAUAGUGGUAUUUGUAGCUCUAUGUUUAGUUGGGGUAUGGAUGAUGACAUCAUCAUCUGUUGUUCCAGUCCAAAAUUCAGAUGUGUCCUCACAGGGGAAAACUAGUGAUGCGACAACACAAGUUACCGAAAGUAAAGAGAGUUCUAAUGGUGAUGAGAGUAAUCCAACUGAUGAGGGAAAAUCAAAACAAUUUGAGGAUAACCCAGGUGAUUUACCUGAGGAUGCAACAAAAGGGGAUGCCUCAGUUAGUCAAGAAGAAAAUAAUUCUAAUUCACAACAGACAGAAUCAACAACAGAGGUCAAGCAGGAAGAAAAAUCUACAGAACAGAAUGAGGACACUGGAGACUCUAAGUCGGAAACUCAAUCUGAGAGUGGGACAGACAAUUCAGAUGACAAAAAGAUAGAGGAUAAGGAUUCUGAAGCUGGGGAGAAAAAUGAAACUAAGUCUGUUGGAGAGGAGACCGAAGAGGGUUCUGAUGAGAAAAAAUCAGUAGAAAAUCCAGGUGAACUGAAUGAGAAAAAGGAUCAGGAGGUAGACCAAGGUUCCGAUGAGAAGGCUGAUGGUCAGAAGAAGGACCAGUUGUCCAAUGAGGUAUUUCCUUCAGGCGCUCAGUCAGACCUUUUGAAUGAAACUACAACUCAAAAUGGAGCAUUUUCAACUCAGGCAUCAGAGUCAAAGAAUGAAAAGGAAACACAGAAGUCUCUGGAAUCAGAUAAAGAAAGCAGUUACACUUGGAAAGUCUGCAAUUCCACUGCUGGGCCAGAUUAUAUCCCUUGCCUCGAUAAUUUAGAAGCAAUUAGGAACCUCAGAAGUACAAAACAUUAUGAACAUCGAGAGAGACACUGUCCGGAUAAUCCUCCUACUUGUCUUGUUCCACUUCCUGAAGGAUAUCAACGUUCAGUUGAGUGGCCCACAAGUAGGGAAAAGAUAUGGUACCACAAUGUUCCCCAUACAAAGCUUGCUGAAGUCAAAGGACAUCAAAAUUGGGUAAAAGUUAGUGGUGAAUACCUUACCUUUCCUGGUGGGGGAACCCAGUUUAAGCAUGGUGCUCUGCACUAUAUUGAUUUCAUACAGCAGUCUAUUCCAGAUAUUGCCUGGGGCAAACGAACUCGGGUUGUAUUAGAUGUUGGAUGUGGGGUUGCCAGCUUUGGGGGUUAUCUUUUUGAUCGAGAUGUUUUAACCAUGUCUCUCGCUCCGAAAGAUGAACAUGAAGCUCAGGUUCAGUUUGCUCUUGAGAGGGGUAUUCCUGCAAUAUCCGCUGUCAUGGGUACAAAGAGGCUUCCGUUUCCUAGUCGAGUCUUUGACGUUGUUCAUUGUGCACGUUGCAGAGUGCCCUGGCAUAUUGAAGGGGGGAAGCUUCUCCUGGAGCUCAACCGUUUACUUCGACCUGGUGGACUUUUUGUGUGGUCUGCUACUCCUGUUUACCAAAAGCUUCCUGAAGAUGUUGAGAUUUGGGAAGCCAUGAAGCAGUUGACAAAGGCAAUGUGCUGGGAACUUAUUUCAAAAACGAAGGAUAGAGUUAAUGGAGUAGGGGUCGCUGUAUAUCGCAAGCCUAUGGACAAUGAGUGCUAUGAACAAAGAUCAGAGGAUGCUCCCCCGCUUUGUCAAGGAUCUGAUGAUCCAAAUGCAGCCUGGAACGUGCCUUUACAGGCUUGCUUGCAUAAAGCUCCAGUAGCCACAUCAGAACGUGGAUCUCAAUGGCCAGAAUCAUGGCCAGCCAGGUUAUCAAAAUCACCUUACUGGUUAUUGAGUUCCCAGGUUGGAGUAUAUGGGAAACCUGCUCCAGAAGAUUUUACUGCAGAUUAUGAACACUGGAAACAUGUGGUGAAGAAUUCAUAUCUUAAUGGAAUGGGAAUAAACUGGUCAACUGUGCGGAAUGUAAUGGACAUGCGUGCUAUCUACGGAGGAUUUGCAGCUGCUUUAAGAGACUUGAAUGUGUGGGUUAUGAACAUUGUCUCAGUAGAUGCUCCAGAUACACUACCGAUUAUUUAUGAGAGAGGUCUAUUUGGAAUUUACCACGACUGGUGUGAAUCCUUCAGCACUUAUCCCAGAUCUUACGAUCUUCUUCAUGCUGACCAUCUCUUCUCCAAGAUGAAAACAAAGUGUGGUUUACCGGCAAUAGUUGCAGAAGUUGACCGUAUUUUGAGACCAGAAGGGAAGCUCAUUGUCCGUGACAAAGUGGAAGCUGUAACCGAAUUAGAAAGCAUGUUCAAGUCUAUGCAUUAUGAAAUCCGUAUGACCUAUUCAAAGGACAAGGAAGGAUUGUUGUGCGUCCAGAAAACAAUGUGGCGACCAAAGGAGGUUGAGACACUUACUUAUGCCCUUGCUUAGCGUGUGCGCGGAUGCUGGUUGUAUUCCAUUGUAGAGGCUUUCAUGCCACGGUGACUAGAUAGUUUUUCGAUUAAAUUCUUGUUACUGUAUUCUUGUCGGGCUAUCGUGUACCAUUCCAUAGCAAAAUUAGUGCUAUCAUUAUAUAUUUGUGGAAAGUAAGUUUUGUAAUAUUAUGUCAGUAGUUGUGGAGGAGGUGAAUAUUCUUGGAAGUGUAAAUGCCAUUGGUUUAGCACGAUGGUAAAAACUCAAAAACACCAGAAUGAAAUUCGUUUUCAGAGCCCCGAGUUCUCUCUCAA